AACACUGCUGACUUCCAGAGGCCAAGAUGACAGGUUUUGGCUCUCCCUGUGGAGCUUGCAAAUUCCUGAGGAGGAAGUGUGUCAGGGGCUGCGUCUUCGCCCCGUACUUCUGCCAUGAACAAGGCGCGGCGCACUUUGCAGCAAUCCACAAGGUCUUCGGGGCGAGCAAUUUCUCGAAGCUCCUAUUGCACCUCCCUUUGGCUGAUCGAUCUGAGGCUGCAGUCACCAUCUCUUACGAAGCCCAAGCUAGGCUGCAAGAUCCUGUCUAUGGUUGCGUCGCGCAUAUCUUCUUCCUCCAACAACAAGUUGUCAAUCUACAAGCACAACUAGCCUCUCUCAAGGCUCAAGCAGCUCAAGGACUUGGAAGCGGCAGUGCAACCAAUCAAACUCCUCAAGAAGACAAACACUCACCCUUCCAGCAAGAUGGUCAAAGGUUCUUUCAAACUGGGGAUGGAAGGAUGCUACCUCCUUUCUCUUCCAUUUCCUCCAUGAGUGUAGAAAACAUGAACAACUACUCCAGUGGCCCUUCAGAUCCCAACUAUCUUCAGUCCUCUCAGGAAUACGACCGCCAUUAUGAGAUUUCUGACGACCACAUGUCCUUUGGGACUGAGGGUGGUGGUUUUGCCAUGGCCUCUCCUGACAUGCAAGCUAGCACUUGGAGGUCAGCAUAUCAUGAUAUGGAAGACCUUCAAUCUAUAGCAUUAGCUUAUCUUGGUCGUCCAUGAGAUUGUGGACUAGAGUGCCUUUAUGAUUUUUGAAACUCAAUACUUCACAUGAAAAAGAGUGUGCAACGUGAUCAUGUAGCAGAACAAGUAGUUCAUCUUUUAACAUCUGGUACAUAGGGUGUGUUGGAACACCUAUAUCAGAGAU
Molecule: messenger RNA, 870 nt
Organism: Musa acuminata AAA Group (dessert banana)
Lineage: Eukaryota; Viridiplantae; Streptophyta; Magnoliopsida; Zingiberales; Musaceae
Product: LOB domain-containing protein CRL1-like
Exons: 2
Coding region: 27-725 (232 amino acids)
Biological process (GO): positive regulation of DNA-templated transcription; hormone-mediated signaling pathway
Cellular component (GO): nucleus
Source: RefSeq, a predicted model, not a curated record